Messenger RNA from Punctularia strigosozonata HHB-11173 SS5, 1545 nucleotides. RefSeq lists its product as uncharacterized. The record is from RefSeq and is a predicted model, not a curated record. The coding region runs from base 1 to 1545 and encodes 514 amino acids. The transcript has a single exon. NCBI's taxonomy places the organism in Eukaryota, Fungi, Basidiomycota, Agaricomycetes, Corticiales, Punctulariaceae.
AUGUUCGAUUUGCGUACCCAGCAUAACGCCUCGCAGCCCGUCAAUCGACUCCCUCGCGAGAUCCUCUCCCAUAUCAUGUUGCUCAGCCAGGACAACCUCGACAUUACGACUUGGGGCACAUGGACGAUAUCCGAAUGGUCGCCGCCGUGCUCUCAAGUUUGCGCAUUUUGGAGAAGCGUGGCGCUGGGCACCUCGAAACUGUGGAACACUCUGGACGUGGGCCGACCGAAGCUCGCCCUGGCUCUAUGCGAACGUUUCCCUACUAUACCCCUCCAUGUCGUAUACGACGUCACGGACGAGAUUGUCCGCCGUCCUUCAAGCGAAGCUGUCCUAAAACGCAUCGCACUUCACCACCCUUCCCGCAUCUCUUCGCUAUGGUUGAGUGCGCCGUACGAUGUCCUUCUAUCAACAUUGCAGCAAUUUCAGACAUACGCACCCGUUCUGAGAUCUCUCAAGCUCGGCAUAUCAGACCUCGAUGACCUCGAAGACGAUCAACUGAGGGAGCUUGUCGAUUGCCUACAGGAUACCCGUAUGCCGAGCCUUCGCUCCUUUUGCCUGGAGAGUAUUGCACCCUUCUUGCCAUGGACCUCACGAUGGCUUAGGACGCUUAACUUGAGGUAUCUUGAUCUGAAUUACGAGCUCACACAAGAGAUGCCCUCGACUGUUCUGGAUGACGUCCUCGACACGCUUGAAGCACUUCCUCUCCUCGAGUUACUCUCCUUAGGGGCCAACCUGCCCAAGGUGCUCGCAUCCUCUACCUCUGCUGCCCCUGUACGCGAGGUCCACCUACCCGCGUUACGUCAAGUUACCCUAGCGGGUACAUGUCAGGAAUUAGUGUCCUUUCUCCGACACCUCCGAUUUGAUCAAAUCAGGAUCAGGUCUUUCGAACUUGUCUGUUACGAAGUGGAGAGUAUGGACUGCCUUGCGGACCUGUGGAACUUGGCAAAGCCUCACUGCCCCCCGGGCCAAGUCGAGCUUGUGACCGGCAUUCCCGCAGCCUCGAUCUUGUUGAUCUCCGCAACCCUCUGUAAAGUAGCUUCCAUCAGGUUUCCAAAGCUGCUUUCGACCGCGAUCGACGAUAUAUUCAAGAAUCUGAGCACGCUAUGUCUUCCGCACCUGAAUCCCUAUCUGAUGAUUCUGAAAGGCGGCCAGGAACACGUACCGUCCGCAGACGCAUUGCACGCGAUUCUGCGUCAUUGCACGAAGGUGCGGGACCUGGAUCUGAUGGGCGUAGAGAUGGUCACCGCUUUCUUCAACGCUUUACACCGCCAUCGGACGCAAGCCAUGGGGGAACCAUUGCCGAGACUCAUCAGCCUGCACAUUAUGGACGCCGUGCAUUCCUCCGAAUUUCCCUGGUUCGGUCGAUGUCGGGCCGAGCUGGCGAUUCGACGCGAGUCCAGCCUGAAGCGCAACGGCCGAGCAUCCUUGAAAGUGCUUACCUUGCGACGGUGUUAUGGGUUGGAUCAGACGGAGCUCGAUUUGCUCAGAGAUGUCGUACCAAAGCUGAUGACCACGGACGUUCAGACCGUCCAGACCUCGCAGUGA